Danaus chrysippus (African queen) is the source of this 378-nucleotide messenger RNA. NCBI's taxonomy places the organism in Eukaryota, Metazoa, Arthropoda, Insecta, Lepidoptera, Nymphalidae. The record is from the annotation of a GenBank genome assembly.
AUGAAGCUAGUGAGGUUUUUGAUGAAAUUGAGUCAUGAGACUGUGACUAUCGAGCUUAAAAACGGUAGUGUUGUUCACGGUACAAUCACCGGCGUCGAUGUAGCUAUGAACACACAUUUAAAAGCUGUUAAAGUAACUUUGAAAAACAAAGAGGAACUACAGUUAGAAACUCUAAGUAUACGCGGGAAUAAUAUAAGAUAUUUCUUACUGCCAGACAGUCUACCUUUAGAGACUUUGUUAAUAGAUGAUGCGCCUAAAGGGAAGGGAAAACGGGAAGGUUUCGCCAGAGGCGCUACAAGAGGUGGUAGAGGAAGAGGCAGAGGCGGCCGCGGAGGUCCUAGAGGCGGGAGAGGCGGCAGAGGCCGAGGUCGUCGAUAA